Vicia faba (fava bean) is the source of this 408-nucleotide messenger RNA. NCBI's taxonomy places the organism in Eukaryota, Viridiplantae, Streptophyta, Magnoliopsida, Fabales, Fabaceae. The record is from the annotation of a GenBank genome assembly.
AUGGAUCCAACUCAACCAUCUUCCCCAUCGCCACCGCGACUACCACCACCAUCUUCCUCGCAACCAUCAUCACCAUCCUCAUUGCAGCCGCCACCGCCAUCUUCCCCGCAACCACUAUCACCAUCUUCAUCCCAGCCACCACCACCACAAUCUUUAUUCCGGCAAAGGAAUUCUUCAUCGAAGCUACCACUGCCAUCCCAGCGUGAUGCACCAUCAUCUUCAUUGCAGCCACCACCACCGCAUUCUUCAGUGCCAAAAAUGCAAACAUCAUUGCAGCAAAUUCCGCCGCCGCCACCUCCACCACCACCUUUUUGGCGGUCCCCGGGCGUAAUCUUUGGUGCUGUUUAUAUUGGUUGGAUGGUGUAUUCUUGUAUCCGUGACGUACUCUUUUUCAUAGAAAAAUCUUGA